AGGUAAAUUUAUUCUCCACCCUGUAAAAUGUUCGCUGAUAUGAACCCAGAAAAACGGCAAGCAUACCCAUUAGAAUGAUAGAAAAGUGAUUGCCAACUAAAAGAAAAUGGUGAUCGGACUGGCAAAGACAGUGUUGUGUUUCCACUUUUUUCUGUGCAUAGUGCAUUGCUACCAAACUGACGAUCAUAGAACUAAAAAGCACCAAGUGACGUCACAUCUCGCUGAUAGUCGACACAAACCGUCGCGGUACUCAAAAUUCGACAAAGUGAUGACGAGGAUAGAGAACUUGAGAGUGGAGGACGAAAGUCCCAACAAGCAAAACUAUAGGCUGAGACAUAAAGGUAGCUAUCAUAGCUACAGAAAAACGACUACAACUACUACUACGACGGAAUCGUCGUUAUUUGAUUUGGGGGAGGAUAAUUUUGAAGAUUACUACUCAGACGGAUUGAUUGGUCGUCGUUGAUAUCCAACUCUCUGGAUGGCUG
This is a messenger RNA of Acanthoscelides obtectus, 485 nucleotides long. Lineage: Eukaryota; Metazoa; Arthropoda; Insecta; Coleoptera; Chrysomelidae. The record is from the annotation of a GenBank genome assembly.